AUGGAGUCCAUCACAGCAAUCGCGCGAGCCUGUUUCGACAGCUUCGGGCAGCUAACCGCCACCCUGACCAAAGCGAGCGCCGAACAUUGCGAGUCCACGCCUCCAGACAAGAUCGAACAAGAGUUUGGUAGAUUCAAGAUCUGGUGUGCAAAUCUGGGCGCUCUACAGACCGGCAAGAGUUCGCUUGAUUCGAGGCUGCGUGAGUCGGUGGUGAUCCGCACCAACGUGCUGAAGCACUUGGCCAGGCUGGAUCAGACUCUAGUCAAGAGCAGGGAGGUCACAUCCGGCGCACGACUACCCCUCGAGAAGCAACCGCAGCCAGAGGAUUCGGGCAGCGAGUCUUCGUCGGAGGAAAGCGAGAGUGACGCUGAGCCACCUCGAGAGCUUGCCCUGCACCUCGCUACAAUCAGGGACAUUCUGAAUGAUCUGAUAACGCUCUACCGCGAGGUCGAUGACGAUACCGGCAUCGACAAGUUCGCCGCCUACACCGAGUUUUACAGACGCCAUAUCCAAGACUCGCUCCUUCAACUCCGCCGAGAUGCUGCCAAAGAGAUGAAAAAGAAGCCUUCCGAUCUUGCUCGGCUCAGGGAUACCGAUCAGUAUCUCAUCGACCGGCUCGUCGUUGCGAUGAACAAGCGACGCAAAGUCCUCCGAUACUGGCAACGGCAUGCCAGAAAAAUGGCCGAGAUGCCAAAGGAGGUCAAACCGGUCAUUGAACCCCAGCCGAUGCCGAAGGCUCCAGCUGCAAACCUUGAGACACAGAGUAUCAUAGAGAAGCCCAGCAGGCAGGUCCAAUUCCUCAUGCCAAGUUCAAGUGUCACUGGAAAGACUAUAUUUUCGAAGACCGAGGCGACCGCAUUCGACAAGAGGCUUGAUGAACUGCUGGAGGUCCAAUCCGUCAUUUCCUAUGUUUCAACACCGGAUGAUGUUCACGGCAACGACGUUGAGCUCCCGGCGCCACCAUCUGCGGCGGCUAAGGGUUCUGAGUUCUGGUGUCCCUACUGUGGUAUUGUCUGUCCAGCUCGGCAUGGCAGGCCCCGUGCCUGGAGAGCUCACAUCCUGCAAGACCUUCAGCCGUACAUCUGCACAUAUGACGAAUGCAAAGAUGGAUACCACCUCUAUAGUAGCCGCACAACAUGGCUUGAGCACGAACGCCUCGGCCACCGGCGAGUCUGGCAGUGCUUCGAGCACGCAGAACCCAAGUUCUGGUCCAAGGCUACACUGCGGCAUCAUCUGGAAUCCGAGCACGGGGGCGACAUUACUGAGAUGCAGAUCCAGAACCUGAUCGAAAUAUCCGAGCUAAGUGUCGAGGACACAAGGACCACUUGCCCCUUCUGUCUGUUGGACGGCCCAUUUUCGAGUGGCUUUGAGAAUCAUAUGUCAGUUCAUAUGCGGAGGUUUGCUACGUUUUCGGUAUCUCGGGACAUUUCGACACACGACGAGGCCGAGGACGAUACAAAUGAGAAUCAUUCAGGCCGAGCACAAGGUGUUGGCUCCCAGGACUUAGGUAUAUCUGGCUCGCUACACUUUGAGAGCCAGCCUCCCUCUAACACAGCUUCGGAUGUCGACAAGCAGGCAUUGCAAAGUCCACCAUCAGCCAUCUGGGAGGAGCAGUCUUUCAGCGAGGACGACCAGAACUCUCCACCAAGUUAUGUACGCUAUCCAGAUCUGAGACAUCGACUCUGUCAUCAAACAUUCAGAACAAGCACAUACGAACAAUUCAAGAAUGCCAAUCCCAAUCGAGUCCAAGGCACUUCCGAUCCUGGAUGUGGCAAGUCGGUCCUCGCCAAAUCGCUCGUUGAUUAUGAACUCCGAAGUACUGAUGAGCAUACCGUAUGUUAUUUCUUCUUCAAGGAUGAUAACGAGCAGGACAAUGCUGCAAACGCUCUUUGCGCCCUACUUCAUCAAUUGUUCGUUCGCCGACCCGACCUAAUCUGGCAUGCCAUCCCCGCAUGGGAGAGAUUUGAGGACCAGCUGCGGAAAGAAGUGUCUGAGCUAUGGCGUAUAUCCCUCGAAGUGGCGACGAGUCACGAACUCCAAGGUCACUACGUGACGUGUGUUCUAGACGCGCUGGAUGAAUGUCUACCCUCCGACCAGCGUUGGCUCAUCAAAAAGUUGGCCGAAUUUUCCACUCAGAUAUCAGCCUCUGCAUCAACGACAUCAGGCGGCAUAUUGAAAUUCCUCGUUACGAGUCGGCCAUACAGUGAUAUUGAAAAUGGGUUCCUACACGUCUCUCGGCUACGAGGCGAGGAAGCGAAUUACAGGAUAGACCGGGAAGUUGGCGAGUUCAUCCGCACCCAAGUGGCGAAACUAGCGAAGGGCUUGAGAUUACAUCCUCACAUGAAGGACCUACUGGAAACUCAAAUGCCCCUUCCUUCAACCGUGGAGGAUGCAUACGAGAAGAUUUUAAAACGAGGUCAACUUCAUGGAGAAAUGAAAGGCAUCACGAAAACAAUCUUACAGAUUGUGGUGGGAGCACGACGCGCACUCAGCGUCGAAGAGAUGGCCGUCAUCCUAGGAGUUACCCUAAGCACACAGUUAAAAAUGUCGCUAGGAGAAGGACAAAUCGACCCUCUUGGACUCGGAGACAGAAUUCGUCACUGGUGUGGGCUCUUUGUCUAUGUUGAAAAAGACCGUAUUUACCUUAUCCACCCCACCGCUAAGGAGUUUUUGGUCGGCUAUGGUGACUCUGAUGGUGACUCUGGGUGGAAAUACUGCCUCAACCCGCUGGAGAUUGAAAAAAUCAUGACUCGACUCUGUGUUGAUUUGUUGUCGUUUGAAGAUGUCAGGUCAACAGCCCAGUCUCUCAUCAACAAGCUCAAGCUACAGGAUCUGACCUGGGAGAACGCUUCUGAAAGUCUGUUGGCCUAUUCAGCGGAGAUGUGGUCCAACCAUCUGCGAGACUCACACAUAUCGAAGAGCGAUCCAUACCUAGAUACUAUAUCUGACCUUUAUGAUGUCGAAGGUGAUCUGUAUAAUUUAUGGUUCCCGAUCUAUUACGCGCUACAUGAAAAUAUGGCCACUAUGCAGAGAAGACCACAGAUGACUUCUUUUGACCUAGCAGCACUUCUGGGACAUGAACAGAUAUUAGAACGGAUGCUACAGUCGAACAGGUAUGAAAUCAACGAAUUCGACAAUACUCGUCGCACAGUAUUGAUCUGGGCCUGCGAGUAUGGCCAUGAAAAUGUGGUGCGGAUACUCCUGGAGGCUGGGGCACCUGUCAAUGCUCGACUAUUAGACGAGACUGCACUUUAUGCAGCAUCUAAGGCUGGCCACGGGCCGGUAGUUCAGAUGCUGCUGGAGGCGGGAGCAGAGGUCAAUGAUCGAUACACCACUGCACUCCAGGCUGCAUGCUAUGGUGGCCAUACAACCGUGGUGAGGAUGCUCCUGGAUGCCGGAGCAGAGGUGAAUGCUCACGGAGGACAAUUUGUUACUGCACUCCAUGCAGCAGUCUAUAAUGGCCACGAGGGGGUGGUGCAAAUGCUGAUAGAUGCCGGGGUAGAUGUCAACGCUGUAGAAGCAGGGGUUACUGCAUUGGAAUGGGCAUCCUCUCGUGGCCGUGCAAACAUGGUGCGAAUGCUGAUAGAUGCCGGGGCAGAUGUCACCGCUGUAGGAGCAGGUGGUUUUACUGUAUUGGGAGUGGCAUCCUCUCGUGGCCGUGCAAACAUGGUGAAGAUGCUGAAAGACGCCGGGGCAAAUCGCAAUACUUGA
Capronia epimyces CBS 606.96 is the source of this 3711-nucleotide messenger RNA. RefSeq lists its product as uncharacterized. The transcript has 4 exons. Lineage: Eukaryota; Fungi; Ascomycota; Eurotiomycetes; Chaetothyriales; Herpotrichiellaceae. Gene Ontology annotation, molecular function: protein binding. The coding region runs from base 1 to 3711 and encodes 1236 amino acids. The record is from RefSeq and is a predicted model, not a curated record.